AUGUUAACUAGUAUGGCACGUCGACCACCAACUCAUGUUCAUAAUAUGAAUGGACUACAUCAUCAACCAUAUCAUUCAAAACCGACAAAUAAUAAUAAUAAUGAUGAUGAUGAUGAUAAUGAAGAAGAACGUGAUGCACGACGAAUUCGUUCACGUAUAUUAGCUAAUAAAUUAUCUGAAUCUUUAUUACAACGUUCAUCAUCAACAACAACAAGUAAAGAAGAUUCAAUUGAACAACGUAUUAAAACUGCUAUUGAUAUAUGUGAUAUUGAUACAUUACGAGAUAUUUAUUGUCAAUCAUCAUGUCGAAUAUCAAUUGAACGUCGUUUUAAAUCUGGUGGAUGGACAGCUUUAAUACAUGCUGCUUAUUCAUGUCAUUUUUCUCUUGUAUCAUUAUUUAUCUUAGAAUUUGGUGCUGAUGUUAAUAAUAAAAGUUGUGAAGAAAUGACACCAUUAAUGGCAUGUUGUAUGUCAUCACAUUCAAAAAGUUCAACAACAAAUGGUAAUGAUGAACAAUUAUCUAUAUGUCGAUUUUUACUUGAACAUGGUGCACAAAUAGAACCAUCAUUUGAUAUAGCCAAUGAUAAAAUUAUGACACCAUUAAUGUUAGCUGCACGUUUUGGUUGUUCACCAUCUUUAAUAUAUUUAUUAGUUGAAUAUGGUGCAAAUAUAAAUCGUUGUGAUUCAAAAGGAUGGUGUCCAUUAAUAAUGGCUACACAACAUGGUCAUUUAGGUUCAGUUAAAGCUUUAAUUAAUUCUGGUGCUAAUCUUAAAUCAACAACUAAUAAUGGUUUAACAGCUCUUGAUAUAGCCCAACAUUUAAAAUAUGAAACUAUUGUUGAAUUUCUACUUGAUGAACAAAUAAAAUCAACUAAAUCAUCUUCUUGUUCGUUAUCAUUAUGUGAUAAUCAAUGUAAAUUAAUAAAUGAAAAUGUGAAUAAUCAAAUAAGAAAUAUUGAUGAAGAAUUUGUUAAUAAUGACAAUAUUUUGCAAUUAUCACUAGAUAAUCAAAAGAAUGAACAGUCAUGGAAAUCAAUGAUUUAUAUAGGAAUUGCAACAGCUAUUGGUGGUGCUCUUCUAUUUAGUUUUGUGCAUAUGAAACGAUAG
Rotaria sp. Silwood2 is the source of this 1107-nucleotide messenger RNA. The record is from the annotation of a GenBank genome assembly. Lineage: Eukaryota; Metazoa; Rotifera; Eurotatoria; Philodinida; Philodinidae.